Molecule: messenger RNA, 1741 nt
Organism: Salvelinus namaycush (lake trout)
Lineage: Eukaryota; Metazoa; Chordata; Actinopteri; Salmoniformes; Salmonidae
Gene: spata6
Product: spermatogenesis associated 6
Exons: 13
Coding region: 39-1508 (489 amino acids)
Biological process (GO): spermatogenesis
Molecular function (GO): myosin light chain binding
Source: RefSeq, a predicted model, not a curated record
CUGUUAGAGUUUGGCAGCUAUGACAACGAAGUUUGAAAAUGGGUGGGUUGACACCUCAAAAGAAGAAGCUCUCCUCCUCUAAAAUGUCUCAGAAAGCUCUGAAAUGCACCGUGCAAAUUCAAAUCCAAGCUAUUACUUGUCCAGGGGUUGUGUUACCCAAUCAGGAAGACAUAUACCUGAGUGUCUGCGUCAUGGGACAGUUCAAGAAGACUCUCUGUCUGCCGCCUGCCUUCCCUCUUCUAUUCCAUGAGAACAUGGUAUUUGUGAAGACGUUCACAGGAGCUGCUGACCCAGGUCACAUUGUGGACCUCCUUGAAGCUGACACAACAUCCUUUGAACUGAUUCAGCUUGUGCCUCCAGAGGGGGAUAUUUUGGCCACUAUUGAAGAGAACACCAGAGAAUUCCUCUAUCCAGGCCCCAAGCUGACACCUAGAGCCGGUGGUCCCGAGAGAGAGAUGUUGAUGAGGAGAUCUAUCUGUUUCCCUGGAAUCUCUCCUAAAGUGGAGUUUGCAACCAUGUCUGUCAUUGAGGAAUGUGAUGGGAAAGAUAGCCAGCCUCAGCCUGCCUCCCCUCCGUGUUGUAGACCAUCCCCAGACAAACAGUCCCCAGCAAGGCGUAGACCAGUAAGAGGGGCUGUCGGGAGCCCUAGACAGACGCUGAAAGGGAAGGAUCUGAGUCUUAUUGGUCCAUCCAGUGGUUAUGAGCAGCCCACUGUGGCCUCCCAAGCCCGUGCUCUCUCUCCCUACACCCACCGCAGGAUGUGCCAACUGUCUGAGGAGGCCAGGCAGAGACUCAGCUACCUCCAACUUGGGCCCUACAAGUUCAAGAAGGAAACAGAGGCCCAGAUCCCCUUUGUGGUCACCAGUACUCGGAGUGUCUCCAUGAUUGAGACUCCUUCAUCUCAUCUCUCCUCUAAAGUAAGCCUUCCCCACAGCAGGUCCACCAGCUUUGCUCUAGACCCCUUAGGAGAUGUCUCUCUCCUUGGCAGCUAUAGACCAAAGCCUGUUAAAGUAGGCAAUGGCUGUCUGAAGACUCAGAAAUCACCAGGGAAGUCUUCCAGACAGGACUGUUCCAGAACCACAGUCAGGAUGGCCCGGUCAGCCCUGGCUGCCCAGUCCUCUACCCCAGUGUGUGGCCUGAGUCCCCUGCUCAGCCGCUCCUCCCUCAGAGAGCGGUUCCAUAGUAGUGAGUCCAGUCCGUCUAAGGAGAUCCACAGUCGAGUCCAGAAGAUUCUCCACACCCAUUCUACUGACAGGAAACUACACUUUGAUGAGGAUGGGUGUUCGGCUAAGCGGGGGCCUCCGCUCUCCUGUGAAGACUCUUUAUGUGACAGCCAGGCUUUCCAGGACAGGGACACUCCUGGAGAGACAUCUGUCCACCUGGACAAUGGGACAUUCUGGAGCAGUCAGGUUGCCUGCUACACAGGGAAACCCCACAGGGCUGUGUUUGAGGACAGUCUGCGACUCAUCUACAAGAACAUGUACAGAAGGGCCUUGAGCACCACCUGAGACCUACACUAUUAUUGCUUCAGACACCUGGCUGGGUUCCAAUUAUGACUGUGGUGGUACUUGAUUGCUAAGAUGAAGGAACACUGACCCUGUGCUAUACUAUAACCAAAGCUUUGUCAUAUGUGCCCUGGUGACACUGAUUUUAGCUCAUUUAUAGGGUUACAUGUGUGCACUAUUUACAAUUGUACAUAUUUUUGUACUAAGAAUGUUUAUAAACUGAUUUAAUAACUGUA